UUACAAAAAUAAACUCGCUCGAAACAUAAUGAAUGAAAAAGGCGAUGACAGUGAUCAAAGUAUGGACUUUGAGGAAAUUAUAUUAGAAACAAAUAAUGACGAGAAUCGUUCAGAUGAUUUAUAUUUUGAUGUAAUUAUUGGGCAUAUUGAAGAUUUAGUAAUGGAUGAUAACUUUCAAUGUUUAACAAAUAACUUUUUGGAUAAAUAUUGGACAGAAUUUGAAGAUUUAGAUGAAAAUAAAUUCAUAUAUAUGGAUAUAUUCAAGGAGUAUGUGGAAACUGUUGAAAAUUAUAUUGAUACUCAUCUUACAAGUAAAAUUCAAGGAUUUUGUAUGGAAGAUUUUCUUAGACAACUUGAACAAAAAUAUGAUAAUUCAGAUUUGGAUAACGAACUAGAAGGAGAAAUAUUCGAAAUGCUCUUGACUUUUACAGAUUUCUUAAGAUUUAAACAAAUGUUUUUAGAUUAUAGAGCGAUGAAAGAAGGAAAAUAUGAUGGUUUUACUUCCGGUAUUUUAAUAACCAGUAUUAUACCAACUGCAUGUGAUAUUAAUGAAUUUGUGGCUUAAGAAUCAUAUUCGAAAUUAAUAAAAUUCAUUUUUAUUGUGUAAUU
Molecule: messenger RNA, 609 nt
Organism: Chrysoperla carnea
Lineage: Eukaryota; Metazoa; Arthropoda; Insecta; Neuroptera; Chrysopidae
Product: ADP-ribosylation factor-like protein 2-binding protein
Exons: 3
Coding region: 29-565 (178 amino acids)
Biological process (GO): maintenance of protein location in nucleus; positive regulation of tyrosine phosphorylation of STAT protein
Cellular component (GO): mitochondrial intermembrane space
Source: RefSeq, a predicted model, not a curated record